Messenger RNA from Archocentrus centrarchus (flier cichlid), 7821 nucleotides. Its product is annotated as kinesin-like protein KIF26A. Gene Ontology annotation, biological process: microtubule-based movement. The record is from RefSeq and is a predicted model, not a curated record. Lineage: Eukaryota; Metazoa; Chordata; Actinopteri; Cichliformes; Cichlidae. The transcript has 15 exons. Gene Ontology annotation, molecular function: microtubule motor activity; microtubule binding; ATP binding. The coding region runs from base 43 to 5910 and encodes 1955 amino acids.
CCGCCUUUGUUCGGAUGUCUUUUUAAAUAUUUACAAGUUGUCAUGUCAUCUCUGACUGGAAGAGGAGAGAGGUUUCCAGCCUCGAUCAGAGGAGCGCUCUGGAGCCCAGAAGUGCACCAUCACUUUGAGCCCACCGGCUUUUCUGCAGGGAAAGACCGCCAGCCCACGGAGCGCCUCUCUCCUGUGGGUGCCGGAGGGUCCAGAGGCGACCCAAAUCGGAAUAUGUGCCAGAGAGGAGACGAUGUCCCAUCCUACAAGUCUCUCCCCGGAUCCGUAGGAGAUCGCAUCAGGACUACUAUGUCCUUUAGGACUAUAUGCAGAGGCUCCAUGUCGCCGAAUCCCGGCUUUGGGAGGUCCGACUGGAAAGUUGCGCGUUGCGAGAAGUGCUCAGCGACCCUUGUUGCUCUGAAGAAACAAGCGCUUAGCCUGGCUGUUCACCAUCACUUCUCCUGCAAGGACUUGAGUGACCUGUCAGCAUUUCUUCAUGACAACCUGCGGGUCCACAGUCGGUCCACCACGGAUUUCAGGGAAAGGGAUCAGGGGGAGUGUGGAGCCUGUGGCACGAACCUGAUCCAGCUCAAGCAAGAGGCCAUCCAUGUGGCUCUGAGCCGGGGUCAGGCAUUAGCCAAACCUUCUUUUGAAGCCAGCCUCAGCACUGGCUCACUGUUGGGACAAAGUGAAACAAAGCAAGGAGACAGGGCUUCAAGGGAGGCUGCUACGGCUUUGCAUCAAAGCAACACUCCUCAGAGCCCACGAAGCCCCAGGACGCCUCAGAGGACCCCGCAAACCCUCAGACGAAGGGGGCCCAAGCUCCCCAACCCUGAUAUGGGCCGCUGGGUAGAAGAGCAGCAGCAGCUGGUGGCUUCUAAAUCUGCAUCCAGUGCUAAUGGUGUCACCACCCACCCUUACCAUCAGACUACAGAUGAUGCCUAUUUGAGCUGCAGGGAGGCCGGGACUGUACAGACGACCUCAAAGAUCCCUCACAUAUCUAGAGUGGUGUCCAUUGCCAACACUGCAGCUAUGUCCUUUCUGGCUAGGGCAGCUGAGAAGCUCAGCCUGACGCUGAGGAGGAAGGGCCAGGCUUCUGAUCCAGCUCCCUCUCAACUCUCCACCUGCUUCAGGGAAAUCAUCCAGAAAAACCCACCACCCGUCCCCACCUGCCUGCUGCAAGCUGCCACUAGAAUCAAGGAUUCGCCCAAUGUUGGCAAGGUUAAAGUCGUGCUGAGGGUGAGCCCAACGCUGUCACAGAGCCAAGGCCAACCACCUGUUCUCCGGAUUGACCCAUCCAAGAAGAGAAUAACCAUAGUGGAGCCAGUCACCAAAAGCCAACCACGUGCUACAAUGACACUAGGCAGGGAUGGCAAAAGUCAUCUGAAGACCUUCAACUUUGAUACUGCGUAUCCUCAGGAGUCAAGCCAGGCUGAGGUGUGUGCAGGCGUCCUGGCUGAUGUCAUCCGCUGUGUGCUCAGCGGCAGCGAUGCCUGUGUUCUGGGCUUGGGCUGCGCUGAUGUGGGGUCCUGGUCCAGCAUGGUGGGGAGUGGUGAGAACAUCGGGAAGCUUGGGCUGAUUCCUUAUGCCAUCUCCUGGCUGUACAGCGCCAUCGAGCGCCGCAGAGAGAGGACGUGGACUGAUCUCACUGUAUCAGUGUCUGCUGUUGAGCUGUGCUGUGGAGAGGAGGAUACGCUGAGGGAUCUGCUGGGGGAAGUUGUUCCCUCAUUAGGCAGUAUCCAGGACAGCCCGAAAGCCCAUAUUAGACUCCAAGAGGACCCAGUCUAUGGAAUUCAGCUACGCAACCACAACCGGGUGAAGGCCCCCACUGCCGAGCGGGCUGCUUCCCUCUUGGAUGCGGCCACUGCAGCACGUCGGCACAGUGACUUUAUUACAUACCUGUGUGACAGCUCCAUAAUGUUCUUCACUCUUCAUGUCCAGCCUCCACGUACAGAAAGCAGCACCAUUGGAAAAGGGUCACGCAGCCCCACCAAGUUGACCAUGAUAGAUGUGUGUAGUGGUAUGAGGGGUAUCAACAAAAAUAAACCCCCUCAUUCUGAACUGGGCCCUAUUGUCCUGUCUCUUCUAAGUGGACAUAAAGCCACCCCAAACAAGAGUGGUAAGUUGACCAUGCUCCUUCAAGAGUCCUUGGGUCGCACAAACUGCCACACUACAGUGAUUGCUCAAAUCACUGAUUCUUUGGCACACCUUCAAGAGACCUUCUCUACCAUCCAGCUUGCUUCUCGUAUUCGCAGGACACAAAAGAGGACAAAGCAGUCUACCUCAUGUUCUCCAUGUGGGAGGAGUUCGACUAGAGAAAAAAGAGGGCUGCAAUCCUUUUCCCUGCGGGCGUUCCACUCCACUGAUGAGGUAGACGUUGACAUCCGUCCUUUUCGCCUGCGUGGUGAGCUAGAUGAACGCUCUAGUAGUGACCAGUCUUGUGACACAGUCAUCCAGAUAGACUCAGAUGGCUCAGUCCACCCCAGAGCAGCCCCAAGGCAGGUACAGCCUGAGUUUGUACCCAUCAUACCAUCUUUGCAUCCUAACAAGGCUGACUUGGAUGACCCGGAGUUUACUGCUCUCCUCCAAGAGCUUCUGAGAAUUCCUCAGCUGCAAGUAGAAAAGAAGACAGAAGCAACUCUUCUAGGGCAAACCGAAGUUCUGAAAGCAGAGAGGAAGCAGCCAGAGAGGGACUGUCUUAAAUGUGACACGUUUGCUCAGCUUCAAGAACGUUUGGGUUGUAUUGAUGGGAGUGACAUGACAAUGGAUGUGCUCAAAUCUUCUUUAAAAGGUGCUUCUUUAAAUAAUGCCGCAAUCAAGUCGCAGCUCCAGAAGGAAACACUAAAACAAUCAGAUACUAGAACACCACAGACGCUGCUGAAUAAGGGGUUGAGUUGCAGUCAGACCACUGCUGGAGAAAAGCAAACAGAUGGUGCCUCCCCUGGAGACAGUUUUCAGAGAGAGGAUUCGGGUCUGUAUGACUGUGAAGAGUGUAGUGCAACCAGUUCCAGCGAGGAACUGUUGAAUCAAACUCUUGGCCUAAACUUGAUCUGCCGGUCUGAGCCUUCUAACACUGGAACUCUUAAGUCAGGUAAUAAGCUCUCUACCAAGGGCUUUGAUGUGGAUGCUAAGGUCAAGGCAGUUACCAGUUCUCUUGCACUUCAGCCUUCAGAAAAACAUGAAAGUGCUGAAACUGCUGAUUGGUUCAAAACAGAUAAAAGGACCUCACCAGUUGGCAAAAGCUCUCCCAUAUCUCCUUCCUCUACUUGUCCCUCUUCACACUCCUUGGCUAAAAGUGUUAUACUUGGAGAUGUCUUAAACAGCCACCCCAGAGAGGAUGUAAAGGAAAUGAAAGCCACUAUCACUGUGACUGUUCAACAGCCACUGGACCUAAAAGGUCAAGAUGAGCUUGUUUUCUCUAUGGUGGAGGAGGUGACCAUCAGUGGAGCGUAUGAUAGCGCGAGGACAGGUGGAAAUAUAAUUUGUAUCAGAGAUGCAGCACAGUCACAGGCACAUGCUCAAGACCCUGCCAGUUCCCAACCAAUCCAGAUAAUCAGCAAUGUCAGCGAGGAAUCUGCAGCUCCAGGUUCUUCUGACGCACCUGAAAGCUCUGCUGUUCAGCCUGUGGCCACAGGGGGUGGGACUGAAAAGUCCCAGUAUCAAUUCAGAAGGGAAAAAAGGGUGUUGCCUUCAUUCAUAAACCCCAUGUUGAUUAAUACAGAUGUAGACUGUGACUUGGAUGGUGCCAAAGACAGUGAAAGUCCUCAUAAAACCUUUGCAGGAGUCAAGUCAGACUCAUUGACCAAAAGAAAUAAAGUCAGUUGUUCAGAUGAUAGGGAGGUUCUUCAGAAGAAUUGUGCGCCUUUAGCUUCUGAGAAACAUGUCAAAAAGUCUGAAAAGGCAUGUUAUUCAUCUUGUAGCCAAAUGUCCUAUGAGCCAAUGGUCUUAGAAGAUUUGGGGUUUUGUAAUAAACCUUCAGAAAACAAAAUGUGUGAAAAGAGAAAUGCAGACAAAAUUUACCCCAGAGAAUGUGGGCAUGUUUAUUCCUCUAACAACGCAAUGGUUUCAGAGGUGGCAGAAAUCGCAUGCAGAGAUACCCCCAAGAGAACUGGUGUGUCACCUGGUUGCCAAGAAACCACCCUUUCCUCCUAUUCAUCAGGCAGCUUACCUCGAGGCUGGCAAACUGCCAAACACCAAGAUGAUUACCUUGGAGACUCGAGGGGGCUGACAUCAUCCACUCCCUGUAGCCCAAGGGUAACUCUAGAGAGGAGGAAGGUAAGACAACACUCCCCUACUCACCAUAACCUCCAUAUCUCCUCUCCUCAAAGAUAUGGAACCGAGUUCAAACAGGAUUCUAGUAGUACUUUAAGAAGAGGUAUUGGGUCUUUGUUUGAGAAAUCAGCUUCAACAGUGAAACGUGAUAAUACAAGCGGCAGGCCGAAGUCACCCACCGAGGAAAGUGGCAGACUUUUCAGUGCCAAACUGCAGCAGCUGUCUAGAAGGACUAAUUCUCUUGGGCGGAUCCCAAAGGACUUUCCAAUGCUAGAAAGAGGCAGUAGCAACACUUCUAUGAGCUCUAAGGGGAGCUCCAAGGGAAGUAUCGAAGGGGCUUGUAAGUCUGCUUAUAAAGGAAAUUUUGAGGGAGACUGUACCUUUCCGAGAGCCAGCAGGAGCCCAAGGAAAAAUCCUCGGUCUGAACAGAACCUUCACUUUUUCCCUUCUGAAAACCCUGUGACUCAGUCUUCUAGACAUAUCCAUUCCAAGCUCUCUGCUGUUGGAAAACUUAAGAUAUCUAGCCCCAAAGUCCGUCGAUCGUCGGCCCCUAGCAUUAAGAACCUCAACGCCUCCCACAAAAACCUGCAGGACUCCAUCAAUCAUAGUGCCAGUCUUUCUCCAGACAGUAAAACAGUUAGCUAUGAACGGACAUCCUCCUUUUUUUCCUCUUCCCCUCCACGGUCUUAUCACUCUAUCAGCCGGACUCCAAGCCAGAGCUCCACAUGCUCAUCUACAAAAUCUGCCAUCCAGGGAUUUGUCAAUGGUCGUCUCUCAGACCUCCUUAAGGACAGGGCCCUCAGUCCCACUAUAGGAGGAUCAGACCAAAUGACCUCACUGCCUUCCCCGUACAGUCAACUGACAGCUCCCCGCAUGCCUGACCACCUGAGUGGGCAUGCAAGUGACACAACCAGUGUGUUGAGUGGCGAUCUACCACCAGCUAUGGGGAAGACAUCCCUGCAUUUCUCUAACAGGAACAGUUUGGUGAGCAGUGGCUAUGACAGCAUGGUAAGGGACAGUGAGGCCACGGGCAGCAGCACCUCAAACAGAGAUUCUGUCAGCGACAGGAGCGCCUCCCUCCUCAGUGUGGCUCGCAGCAGCCGAUCAUCUCGGAGAAGAAGUAGCACAGGUACUCAGCAGCGCCGUGUUUCCCAUGAUCCACCUCUGACCCUGAGGCGCUCGGCUAGCGGACUGCGGUCUCGCUGCAUGGAUCAGGGAAUCCCAGAGGCCUACGAGAUCAAGGUUUAUGAGAUCGACAAUGUGCAGAGGAUGCAGGAAAGAGCAGGUGCUGGCAAACAGGGGCCCACAUGCUUCAGUGCCAAGCUGAAGUUUUUGGAGCACCGCCAGCAGAGGAUCUCCGGAGUGCGAGCCAAAUACAACAACCUGAGGAGAGAGCUGGAGCUAGCCAAAUGCAGCCUCAUGCUGGAGCCCGCCAAGUGGAACCAAGAGUUCGACCUAUGGCAGACGUUCGAGGUGGACUCCCUGGAGCAUCUGGAGGCUCUUGAGUUGGUGACGGCACGGCUGGAGCGCAGGGUCAGCCUCUGCAAGGCCAAUGUCAUGAUGGUUACCUGCUUCGACGGUACCACCAGGAGACGGCGUAAGAAGAGACGGCGAAAAAUGCCAGAUCACAGAGCCAUGAAAGGAUACUGACUUACUUACUGAAAUAUAGCAGGAAGUAAGACUUGGCUUAUCUCUUUCUUUAGAUUAUGUAGACUUGGUUCAUUAUCACUGAAGUUAUCUCUACAAUGAAAUUAUUUCUGCACAGGGGUGUGUAAGGUGACAUCAUAACAUAAUCACCUUAUGUUUUGAAAUACCACAUUGCCUCUGGUCCUCUGAUGGGAAUUCCUCUGGCCCUUUGCUUAAUGUUUUUCUGGUAUUAGACAUUAAUUGCACUCCUUUAAAUAACCAAUAAAGAAGUGUAUUUAUGCCCCUUUUUAGCAGUAUAUUUAAAGCCAUCAGUUCAGCUCAGUGCAGCAUCUAAUGCUAAAUAGAUAUUUUAGUGUAGCUAAAGGAAUCUGCCAAAUAUAUAAAAAAAAAAAUAAAUCAACAUUUUUGCUGUAUGGUGAUUUACAAAGAGACACUGGUUCUUAGACUCCUUUUCCACUAACAGAAAAAGAGUGUCGGUGCUAAAAAGCUUGCACCACAAAACUGCUGGGCCCAGUGUUGGGAACCAUUGAGGUCAAACGCUAUGGGAGGGGCUACCACAAGAAAUUGAACAAUGAUUGGCAGAUGUAGCCCAAAGACUGUGUCUGACUUGAUUAUAGUCCCAUAGAAAUGACCCCAACUUCUGCUAAUAACGCCGCACAAUAACUGGUACUCAAACCUUUCGAAAUGUGUGCAGGUUCUCUAAAGGAAUCAAGGCAGAAAAGGCUCUGCAAAGGUGGAAAAGAGGAAUUAGACCCUGGUUCUCUGGAAAGCCUUUAGGGUAAACAGUUGGAUACAACUACCCUCUACACAUCUGUGCAGCACGGCUCAAGAGGCAAUUACUGUUCAAAAUAAAGCACCUUUGCACUCUGUUAAGCAAUUAAUAAGGACAUUUGGUUAAAGGACUAUCCAUAUAGUGCUUUUCUACUCCUGCUUAAAGUGUUUUUACACUACAUGCCACUUUAACACAGUGCUUUAUUCCAGUUGUACUUUCAUUAUCACUCACUUUGACAUGCAGAGUCAAGGAUCCAACCACCAAGCUUCCGAUUAGUGGACGAUCCACUCUACCUCCUGAGCCACAGCUAUCCCGUUUGAUGCAAAUAUUUACAAUACCUCAACAUCUUCAAUACAAUACUGUCAUUCAGUGACAAACAGAGCAAAACAACUGUAAUGCAAUUCAAUGUGAUAGUCAUGUACUUUAAGUUUCAAGUGUUUUGCUAUUUUUAUUGAUUUAUUGGUCAAAUCAACCAUCUAAUCAGCCAACACAAUGUACUUUGCAUUAUUCAAACAGGAGUUUGUACUUUGUAGCAAAGCUUCCAGCUGUCUCUGAGUAAAGGAGUGAUUAGUCAAACUUUGAGCUGAAGGCAGUGCAGCUGUCACAAAAAGGGAAUACUAUGCCACAGAUGAAGCCAUUUUGUAAAUAGAUUUUGGUGCUAAAACUACAAAUGUUGUGUAUUUACUUCUUUGUAACUAAUGUAAAGAAGAAAGCUGCCAUAAGUAAAAGGUAACCAUUCAACAGGGAUCUUAAUGAACUGUGGGCAGAGGCUGAACUGUAAGGGGGAACAAUCAUAGAACUGAUACUGCUCAAGUUUGUGAAAGUUACGCUAACAGAAAAGUAAUUGUUUGUCUGAGUUGAGGCUGUCUGUGAUCAAUACAGUGACUGUAAAACACAUUAGUAAAUGAUUGGGAGUAGAAUAAAAGAAUGCAGAUUCUACUGACUGUAAUGGUGGAGUAAUUACUUUAAAGGAAUAACGUCAUUAAGUCUGAGGAGCCCCGUGGCUCCGAGCCAUGAUGCCGGGAUGUCCACCUGGAUCGAUGUGUUUAAACAGACAGUAAAGAAUCUCACACACACACACACUCACACUGGAUGUUGGUUGUUGUGAAUCUUAUUAAUCCGCAUGUUGUUGUUGUCACUGU